Messenger RNA from Eucalyptus grandis, 2373 nucleotides. Its product is annotated as serine/threonine-protein kinase rio2. Gene Ontology annotation, cellular component: nucleus; preribosome, small subunit precursor; cytosol. The transcript has 15 exons. Bases 726 to 2111 code for a protein of 461 amino acids. The record is from RefSeq and is a predicted model, not a curated record. Gene Ontology annotation, biological process: protein phosphorylation; maturation of SSU-rRNA. Gene Ontology annotation, molecular function: ATP binding; protein serine/threonine kinase activity. Lineage: Eukaryota; Viridiplantae; Streptophyta; Magnoliopsida; Myrtales; Myrtaceae.
GUCGUGCGGCACAACAGUAGAGAGAGGGAGAGGUCACGUGAGAAACCCUAGCGGUACUUUUCAUCUUCUUCGCGGGGCUGCCCCUGCCCACGCCGGCGCCGCGUCCGCACCGGCCACCGUGCCGGCACCGCCUCCGCCAGCCGCAACCGAGCCCCCGCUACUACGAUUCCGCCACCGCUGCUUCGCCGUUAUCCCCGUGAAGCUUGCCGCGACGACCCGACGCCGGCAGAUCUGAGCUGAGCUCGCCUCCGCUCGCGACCCAGUGCCGUCGCUGAACUCCCGCGACGCCCGACGCCGCCGCUUCCCUCCUGCCGUCGCUCGUCCGGCAGCCAGCCCCCAAGCGCGUCGUCAGCCACCGCCGCUACCUACCUGACCCCGUGCCGUCGCCGCAGCUCCCGCGACGCCCGACCCGCGCUGCCCUUCCUCCGACCAGCGACCCGACGCCCGCUGCAGCCCGAGCAACGCAUCCCCUGCCCUAGCCCGAAUCGAGCUGCUCCACCCUCCGCUCGGCGACCUGCUCCUCAGCCGCCGGGCUGCCAACGCCGCCGGUCUACCCUCGCUGCUAGCCCGCUCGCCGCCGGUGUGCCUGCUGUGCCCUCGCCGGAGCUCCGAACCGGCCGCCAAGCUUAAAAAAGAAAAGAAAAGAAAUCAAAUUAGCGGCGGAACCUGAAUCCUCCCCGAUCGCCGCCACCACCCUCUCCCUUCGCCCGUCGCCUAAGGCAGAGAUGAAGUUGGACGUGAAUGUCUUGAGAUACCUAUCCAAAGAUGACUUUAGAGUUCUCACUGCUGUUGAAAUGGGAAUGAGAAACCAUGAAAUCGUCCCUUCCGAGCUUGUGGACCGCAUUGCUUCUCUCAAGCAUGGCGGUACAUACAAAGUUUUGAAGAACUUGCUUAAGCACAAAUUGGUACACCAUGACUCUUCCAAAUAUGAUGGGUUUCGUCUCACCUACCUUGGUUAUGAUUUUCUUGCGAUCAAGACCAUGGUUAAUCGUGGAGUUUUUACUGCCGUCGGUCGUCAAAUUGGGGUCGGAAAGGAGUCUGAUAUCUUUGAGGUUGCCAAGGAGGAUGGUUCCAUCCUUGCUAUUAAGCUACACAGACUUGGUAGAACUUCUUUUAGGGCAGUUAAAUCCAAGCGUGAUUACUUGAGGCAUCGAAGAAGUUUUAAUUGGCUCUAUUUGUCAAGACUUGCUGCACUUAAAGAAUUCUCUUUUAUGAAGGCCUUGGAAGAGCAUGGUUUUCCAGUCCCUAAUGCUGUGGAGUGUAAUAGGCAUUGUGUGGUUAUGUCACUCAUCCAUGGAUAUCCCCUUGUGCAGGUACGCGAAUUGCAAAGCCCAGAGGUGGUUUUCGAGAGGAUUUUAGGUCUCAUUGUUCGCCUGGCAGAACACGGCCUCAUUCACUGUGAUUUCAAUGAAUUCAAUAUCAUGAUUGAUGAUGAGGAGAAAAUUACCAUGAUUGAUUUUCCUCAAAUGGUUUCGGUGUCACAUCGCAAUGCACAGAUGUACUUCGAUCGCGAUGUUGAUUGCAUACUUAAGUUCUUCAGCAAGAGGUUUAAUCUCUCUCUUGAAGAGCAGAUUGAUAAUACUGAUAAUUCAGAGGAAGAUUCAGAAGGAAGCAGUAGACCUUGUUUUUCUUCAAUAAGCAAAUCUGUUGGUUUUCUGGACAGAGAACUUGCUGCUAGUGGGUUUACUAGAAAAGAGCAAGAUGAUAUGGACAAGUUCGUCAAAGAAGAGAAGGACCAGGACCAAUGUUCUGAGGAUGAAGAAGAUAGUGCUGGAAUGGAUGAAACAAUUGUGAGAGAUGUCGUCUCUUUGCAUCUGCUGGAUCAGCCAGGGCACACUGUAGAAGGUAAUGAGGAGGAAAUCAAAGAAAACAGACAGAGCUGUGAGGGACAACUCAGCGAACCUUGUUGUGAGGCACACUUCAAUGAGGAUGAAAGUGAAGAGAAUGUGAAUGAUACUGAGUUGGUAAAGAGCCUGAACAAGCAGAGACGGCGAGCAAUUGCUGCUGUUCAUAGAGGAGGGAAGACUAUUGCUUCUAGAAAUUCUUACAAGGACAAAGGUGGUAGGUCAUCUCACAAUUCCAAAAUUCAAAAGCAAUUAGGCUCCUGGUAGUGCACGUGGAAGAAUUCAGCAGCAUGUAUGGGCUGGAGGAAGGUGUGAGUUUAAGACUUUGUAUUAUAGCAUAUUUCGCUAGGAAAGAUAAAGGAGAAUUUUGUGUAUUGGAAGUAUAGAUAGGUGGCUAUUUUGCCGCAGAAUAUGUGUAACAGUCAUUUACCUUCAUGAUAUUUAUGUUUGAGCUGUUGUCUCAAACCGCUUUCUUGAUUAAUCAUGAAAGGUUUAAAUUAAUGGGUAAUGAUUGUUGAAUUAUGCAAUA